UUUAUUAGCCUCAAGCAGGAUGCGGAACUAACCUUUUUGUUUCCUUUUGUUUCACUACAGUGCUUUUUUGCCUAUUUGUGUUUGUGUUUUUAUUUUCAUGUGUGGACAUUAUUUACCUUCUUUGGUAUUUCACUUCAUAUAUAUGUAGAUAUUUUUUGUAAAAUUACAAAUAACAGCAGAAUAUAAACAAAUAAAACUUAAUUAUCUUCCCCAUUUCUAGUAAUCUUGAGAGGCCUUAUAGAAGUGGGAACAGGUUUCUUCAUUAUUCUAAUCAAAUUAUUAUUAUAAUUGAUUUUAGUUAUUAUAUUUUAUAUAUAUUAUAUUUUAUUCACAAUUUUAUUAUCUAUUUUGUACGUUUUGUAGAUUUGGUCUCUUGGUGGCUGUGUGAUGGUAGUCAUGUGCUUAGUGAUUUUCUUAAUCUUUUUUUUAUCCAUUGAAACAAAAAAAAAUACAAAUAUAUUAAUUUCUUGUCCUGCUGCGGUAUGUUGAAAUCUGUCCUGCCUAUGAUAGCAUGACCACUGUCCAUGGUAUAGAUGUAGCAUCAGAGAGCCACUGACAGUUAACAUGGAUAGUAACAGUAAAAAUAAAUAAAAAGUAAAAAAGAUUCCUUCAUUAUUAGUAAGACAGAAAACCAGUUUAACGAAUGAACUAAUUGCAAACAUUUCAACCGCUCAUAGGCACCAAAAUCCACCUAAAACAAUAACAUCCAAUCAAGUGCAGCACAUUUUUAUCAUUUCUAUAAUAAGCGUUUUUAUGUGUUUAACUUGUGUGUUUGUCAUUCUUUAUCUUUCUUUCUAUCCACCUGUGUCCCAAUGCAAUGCACUGGGGCAGUGACGGGAGUCCCAGGUUACUUGUCAGUGCCUCACAAGAUGGAAAGCUAAUUAUCUGGGACAGCUACACAACAAAUAAGAUGCAUGCCAUCCCUUUGCGCUCUUCCUGGGUGAUGACGUGCGCCUACGCCCCGUCUGGGAACUAUGUGGCCUGUGGAGGUCUGGACAACAUCUGCUCCAUAUACAGCCUGAAGACCCGCGAGGGCAACGUUCGUGUCACCCGAGAGCUGCCUGGACACACAGGUUAUUUGUCCUGCUGUCGCUUUUUGGAUGACAACCAGAUAUUAACCAGCUCUGGAGACACCACCUGUGCAUUGUGGGACAUAGAGACGGGCCAACAGGCUACUACCUUCUCUGGCCACACAGGUGAUGUGAUGAGCUUGUCUCUAAGCCCAGAUUAUAAGACUUUUGUGUCAGGAGCGUGUGACGCCACCUCCAAACUGUGGGAUAUCCGUGAUGGCAUGUGCAGGCAAUCUUUUACCGGACAUGUGUCUGACAUCAACGCCGUCACCUUUUUCCCCAAUGGAAAUGCCUUUGGCACAGGCUCGGAUGAUGCCACCUGCAGGCUGUUUGACCUGCGCGCUGACCAGGAGCUGAUGAUGUACAGCCAUGACAACAUUAUCUGCGGCAUCACCUCCGUGGCUUUCUCCAAGAGCGGCCGUCUGCUGCUAGCUGGCUACGAUGACUUUAAUUGCAACGUCUGGGACACUCUGAAAGGCGAGCGUGCAGGUGUGCUGGCAGGUCAUGACAACAGGGUGAGCUGCUUAGGAGUGACAGAGGACGGCAUGGCAGUGGCCACCGGCUCCUGGGACAGUUUCCUCCGGAUCUGGAACUAAACAAAUCUCUUGCUUGUUCUACUCAAUCACUGCCCGCCAACUUCCUCCGCAAAACACCGCGCUACGUAUCCCGACUCAUCUGCUGGGCUGGAUCUGAGGGGUGCACACUGUGUCAGCUGAAAUCUUCUUUUCUCACCCCCAGUUCUGCUCUCGGCUGGUGACCUGCCCACCUGUGAAAAAGUACCAACACUUUCUACCUAGAAUUUUUUUUCACCUAUCUAUUACACAACAAAACUACAAACCUUUCAAUAGAAUUGUCCAAUCAAAACGAUAAGAGUUAUAAAAAACUGAAGGAUAAAAAUAGAUUGUGCCCUUGUACCAAUUCUUUUCAAGGGGGCAAAAAAGAGCAUCUGUUACCAUGACUAACAACAAAGAUUAGUAUCAGUGUGUAUUAUGUAAAUGUAUAUAUAAAGACAGUAUAUAUGUAUAGCAUUAUGUGUGUAUAUAUGCAUCAUAUAUGCAUAUAUAAUGUGUAUGUAUAUAUUUUUGUAGUUUAUUUCCCGCACAAGAUUUUUAUGAUUUUUCUGUGUUUUAUUUUUAAUGGACAUACUCGCAUUACUGCAUAACAACAGACACAUUUAUUUUAUCAUGUGUGAGUAGAAAAUUGUGUGUGACAGCUUUAAGGUGUCAGCACAUUUUACCGGAAAAGUUUCUUUAAAUCUUUGAUUUAGUGAAGCCCACUUAUCCAGCAACAGAGGAUAUAGCAUGUAAACCAAAAAUAUAAUCUGGCCAAAAUAGAUUUUUUCCAUUUGUAUGUGUAUUAUGGUUAAAGGUAGUGGGCAUAACUCAUGAAUCCUCGUUUUCUAAAUGUUGUGUUCGUGUGAAUGAUGCUAUGAUUUUUUUUUUUUUUUUUUAUUAUUAUUAUUAUUAUUUUUUAAACAGUACAAUCUCUAGCAUUCCUUACCACAGUCUUUUGUUUCGGUGGGAAACGGUCAGGCUGCUGUGGUUGUGAUUAGAGAGAGCGUCAAAACCAACAAGAGUUUUUUGAUUUUCUUAGUAAGUUUUUAGUCUGGAUCCAGCUUUAACUCCAAAGUAGAAACUGCUGAACUUCAGGCCAAGAAAACUUAAUUUUAUUGGAGGCCCUGCCUUGACCUUUACUGAAAUGGACUGUGGUUUCAAAUCAUCAGAUGCUGAAUAUGAGAAGACCAGAUCCAUUCCAUGCAAUUUAUGUGCAGCGUGAUAUGAUUGACAUUGGUCCUAACCAGAGGUCAUGCUGUCCCUAUCUAUUGUGGGCCACAGAAUCUAAACGCUCUUUAAAGCUGAGACAAGGAUCUCAGGUUGCCCUACAAGUAACACUGAUGUAGAGAAGGGCACAGAGAGAGGUGACUUCUUCCCGAGCCUGUAACAGUGUGAGGCCUCGAAGGACAAAUGGGAAAGCAGUCAGUGAGGAUCUUUAAGGAGCUUUGUGUCAAGACUAUAAAGGACAACAGUGACUCUGACAGCAGCCUCUGAGGACCUGAGAAAAGAUAAAGGCAGAGGGAAAUAUGCCUGUCAGAGCUCACUGUUUUUUUUUUUAUUGUUUUUUUUCUCUUUUUUUCCUAAAUGAAGGAUCACAGUGUCCUUUUUUACGUCAACAAGGUGUGAAUUGAGAGACUGCACGAAACUGAAAUCAUGUUCAACUGAAAUCAUGCUCCAGUAUCACACCAGUGCCACCACAAGCCUGUAAAAAUGGGGAAAUUUAACACUCGUUAUCAUUUUUUUCUCACCAAAAAACAUGUAAUGAAUUGUUAAAUAUUGCUAGUCAAGAAAGUACACUUGGUAGACAGAAAUGUACACUUUAGUAGUGAGCUAGAAAUGCAUUCACAAAUUGUAGUACAAACUUAAACCAUUGAGCACAUGUUAAUUAUUUACCUUUAGGAGUGCGCUUUCAGAUUUUGAUUAUUUUCUUGUCAUACAUCUUCCACUAUUUGGCUCUUCUAAAGGCUUAGUUUAAAAAAAAAAAAAAAAAAGGAAACGCAUCAUGUGUGUGAGUUGGACCUAUCCAUCAUCUGUCUCAGGUGCCUGUCUCUGAAUAUAAACCAUUUGACCCACGUGAGCUGGAUAAAAGGGGGUGGUGCACCUCUGAGAUGCGGCACUAUUGUGUCUCCAUUCUGCCUUACAGUACCAUUCAUUGUAGAAGGUAAUACAAGCAUCGACUACAGUAAUGUUUUCCUCUUACUAUUCCUUUUUACACCUUGAUCAAUGAGAGUGAUUGCUACUUAUUUUUCUUUCCAAAUAGAAGCACAUUCUGAUACUAGUGAACACUAAAAAGCAUGCUUUGCAACCACGUGCAGCGCCAUACUGCUUCUUAAAUCAAGUGUUUUACAUCACGUUUUAUACAACUCUGCUUUCUACUACUACCAUAAAGUUUGUAGUAUUUAUUAAGGUUCAAUUGGCUAUCAAAGAAAGCCCCUCUUUGACAUAACGUCAUUCUAGUGACUUUUUUUUUUUUUUUUUUUUUUAAGAUUUGGCUGCUUUUACCCAGCUUUGCAUUCUUGAGAUUUUUUUUUUCUUUUUUUUUUUUUUUUUUUAAAUAACAGUCAUAGUUUUUAGCCUGAGAAUAUCUUUGGAGUGUGUAGGAUGUGAUAUGUAUUGCAUAUCAGUGUUGAGGUGUGUGCGAGGGGGGGUUGGGCAGAGGGGGAGGGGGAGGGGAGGGAGAUUUGCCGAUGUAUGUGGAUAACAUAUAGAUCUAAGUGUUACUUCCUCAUUUGUGCCAAUGUUAUCCACAGACCCUGAGCUGUGAACUGAAAACUAGUCAAUGUGACAAAAAACAAACAUGUUAGCUCACUUUACUCAAGUGCCAGCCAUCUCUGUUUCCGUCAAAUAAAAUCUCACCAGUGUCUGAUUUUAAACCCAGUCUGUUGACUACUUACAUCUGACUAAGAGUUUCUUUAACCCAAUGUGUUAUUAGGCUGACAGUACUUAUUAGGCUCAAGUUACUAUUUCAGUCAGUGGACGCCAGAUGUUCAUGUGUCACCAGAUAAGGAUGACAAAGUGACAGAUGUAUUUAAAGGAAUAGUACAACAUUUUGGGAAAUGGUCUCUUGACAAUAAUCAGAUGAGAAGAUGAGUAAACGUUAAGCUAUGACCUACUGACUUAGCUUAGUUAACAUGUUAUGGUUCACUUACAGUGUGCCUGACUAUUUCUUGGCUUAAAACAGCAACCUAUUUGGUUGCCUGGCAACUGGUGCCACUGUAACAUAGUAUUCUGUAACCAUCACAAUGCGUAACUGUAGGGGGAUGCCGUUUGAUUGAAUUUACUGUGUAUAUGUGUGUAAUCGCUAACAACAUAGUUCAAACUUUCUAAAGCUUGUUAAGUGUGAGAUAGCCGACAGUAAUUGGUUUUGAGCAUUACAAUUCACGAAUAAUCUUUGUUGUAAUGUAUGACACAUAAUGACAGUACAAGCAGCUAGAAAAUCAAAAAAAAAUUUAAAAAAAUGUGUCUGAAUAACUGAUGUAACUGAUAUGUAAUAAUAUGUAUGAAUGAAGAUUAGUACCGUGUGUGCAACAGCACCACCUGCAGUCAGGUCAUAGAAUACGGUAUAAGACAAUCAGCUAGCGGUAGCCUCGUGUUAUUUGUUAAUAGAAAUGAGUGUGCCAUCUGAAAUUUCCUGACAUGUUGAACUAUUCCAUUAAAAUGACCAUAUUUUCACUUUCAUAUUUUGUCAUGAGCUGCGUGAAAUAAAAAAAAAAAGAAAAAAUGAAAAAACUUUACACCAUAGCCUUUAACUGAAGAGGGGAGUUGCCAUUAUAACUGAGCAUGACGUUCAGCAGGCAACCAUUCUGUCCGUCUCUGUGUAACUCGGCAGUAGCAGCUGCUGGAAUCUGGAAUAGUAACACUUACAUGUGCCUGUGCAGUUCACUCAUCAGAAAAGGUGCUUGACUUCAUUUGGUUUUACAUCGUCAUUGUAUUUACCUAAAGUCUUUUCCAGUUUAUCCCCUGAACUGAUGAUGCGCUAGUGAAUCCGCGUACUUGACGUUGCAAAAUGUCCACAUUCGAUGCAUUUAAGGUCAAAGGACCCACACCUGAAUUUGACUUGUAUUAAUUAUUGGGAGUUGUAACUUCUCUUGUGUUUGGUAGUGAAGUAUUGACCUUUGAUCUUUGAACGACAAAGAGCAGAUGUGUAAAAGUCACUGCUGAGUUCAGGCAGUAUUCUGGUGACUGUAUUUUCACACCACUGUGGUCUCCAUAUGAAAAAGUUAGUUAGUUUGUGAUGAACAUUCAGCACCAGAGGAAGAAAUAUUCUUUGACACCCCAUCACUUGAGUUGCAUCACACCACAGCACCAUCCUAAAGUAAUGCACUGCCCUUUGAGUCUACAACCAACUGUUCUGACAUUUUUUUCUUUCCGUGUUGUUUUAAUUUUAUUUAUUGUUUUAUGUUCUAAGCCAGUAAAGACCAGGGACUUGGUGCCAUGAUAAAUCUCUUACAGUGCUAUUGUGUGAAAUUAUAAUCACUUGUUAUGGAAUAAUUUUUAUAGUCUUUUUCACACCAGACCUUUUUUUUGUAUUUGUACAGUGGCUUGGUGAUACUGAUAUGUUGCCAUGAGUUAUUGUAACCAAUAAAAAAAAGCUUUUAACCAAGAAUACAAA
This is a messenger RNA of Mugil cephalus (flathead mullet), 6236 nucleotides long. Its product is annotated as guanine nucleotide-binding protein subunit beta-4. The coding region runs from base 818 to 1666 and encodes 282 amino acids. Gene Ontology annotation, molecular function: protein binding; signaling receptor complex adaptor activity. The record is from RefSeq and is a predicted model, not a curated record. Gene Ontology annotation, cellular component: heterotrimeric G-protein complex; cytoplasm. NCBI's taxonomy places the organism in Eukaryota, Metazoa, Chordata, Actinopteri, Mugiliformes, Mugilidae. The transcript has 7 exons. Gene Ontology annotation, biological process: G protein-coupled receptor signaling pathway.